Molecule: messenger RNA, 2823 nt
Organism: Cyprinus carpio (common carp)
Lineage: Eukaryota; Metazoa; Chordata; Actinopteri; Cypriniformes; Cyprinidae
Product: butyrophilin-like protein 2
Exons: 16
Coding region: 856-2496 (546 amino acids)
Source: RefSeq, a predicted model, not a curated record
AGCUAUUAUACUGGAAAUACAAAUUUUAUGUGGCUCUGUCAAAUAAAAGACAUUUGUAAAUUUUCCUUCAAGUACCCUUUUUGUACAUUGUUUGUAAAUGAAAAACCAAAUAUACCACAGAAUUAUUUUAGGACUUACUUUUUGUUUUUGCCUUCUUUAAAAGCGCAGAAAACAUCAGUGGAGAACAUACUUCGUCAACGGUCAAAAAGUAAGUUUUGUUUUUUUGAGACCUUUGACAAACUCUGGUGCAUCCCUCCUUGAUUUUUGUUUAAACUGUGUUUUUCUUUUUAAAUGGUUAAAGAUUUGUUUGCUUGUUAGGGCAUAACAUUAGUUUAGCUUAGUUGUCGGUAGGUGUUUGAGGGAGUUGUUUAUUGGGGUAUUAACAUUGCAGAAUGCUGAUUUGAUGUUCCGUGCUAAUAAAUCCAAUAAAAGACUUUUGAAAUAAAAAGUUCUUCGUUAAAUGAAGUACUAGAUACUAUAAAAGACGCAACCCAAGUAAAAGAUCAAAAUAAUACACCCCACUGUGUUGAGAACCAGUUUUGCCUGUUCAUCCAAAGAGUGUUUUCACCCAGGGGCCAGCAUGCGGAAACAUAACCACUAUGUUAUGAAUGCCUUAAAGACUAAUCUGAUCAAGAGAUGGCCACAGAUACUGAAAAACAUGAAAGGUACAGAAAUUCCAUUACAUUUAUGCAUUUAUCCAAAGCAACUUACAGUGAAUUCAGGCUAACAUUUUUUACCUAACGUGUUCCCUGGGAAUCAAACCCACAACCUUUUGCAAUGCUAACGCAAUGCUCUGAGCCACAGGAACAUUACAAUCAUCCAUACAUGAAAACAACUUGCUUUUAGAAAAGAAGCAUGGCAGCGAGAAGAAGCAAUGACUUUCAGCUUGUUAUUCCUGAAAGAGGUGAAAGAGUUAAGAUUAAUGCGGGAUCUACUCUCACUGUGUCAUGCCACUUGUCUCCUGCACUCAGUGCUGUUGACAUGGAGAUUACUUGGUUUGGCGAGAUGUCUUGUAUUUGUGCCUAUAAGAACCGAGAGAUGACACAGAGUGUUGGCUAUGAGGGCAGAGCGAGUCUGUUCAUUAAUGACCUGUCGAGAGGGAAUGUCUCUUUAAGAGUGGCAGACUUCAGAGAAUCAGAUCUGGGAGUUUACAUGUGCCAGGUCACCAGUAAAUUUAAAACAGAGCAGAUAACAGUAAAUGUAGCAGAAGAAGUCUCUGCCAUUUCUAAGGCCCAGCGCUUCGUUACAGUGGAUUACAACAAGGAUAAAAGAAAUGACAUAACACCACAGGAUAUACCAUCACAUCCAAACCCUCAAGACAACAAGCUACCUGGGGAUAACAAAACUGGAAACAAAAGCAAACAGAACUUUCAGCUUGUUGUUCCCAGUAAAACACCAGAGGUUUCUUUGGGGGCUGAUUUGAUUAUUCCAUGUCAUUUGUCUCCUGAAAUCAGUGCUGUUGACAUGGAGAUCAGUUGGUCUAAUGAUACAGCCUGUGUUUGCCUGUAUAAAGACAGGAAGGUGACAGAAGGGGUUUUGUUCAAGGACAGAGUGAGUCUGUUCACUCAUAAGCUUAGGGAAGGAAAUGUGUCCUUACGACUGAAAAACUUCAGGCUGUCAGAUAUCGGAAAUUACCAUUGUCAGGUCAUCAGUAAAUACAGAAGAGAGAAGAUAUCAGUAAGAGUGAGGAUAAAUCCUGGUGUCCAACAUGUGAGUCAGACACCGAUAUAUGAAGAUCGAUAUUAUUGCCAAUUAAUGCAACAUGAGGAUAAAACAAGAAGAGAGGCAGCCAAAAAUUUAAGCCAGGCAUCACGUCAUGAUUCAGAUAAGAAACAACAUGGAAAUAACAUGGGCAACCCAGACAUUGAUAAUUUUCAGCUUGUUAUUCCUCAAACAGCUCAAAAAGCACAGAUUUCUAUUGGGUCUGAAAUCAUUGUUCCUUGUCACUUGACUCCUGAAAUCUGUGCCAUUGCCAUGCAGAUCAAAUGGUUUAAGGAGACAGACUGUGUUUGCAUCUACAAGAAAGGACAUGUGAUUGAGGGGAGGAGCUACAAAGACCGAGCAAGUCUCGACACUCACGUACUUGGGAGAGGAAAUGUGUCCUUACAUCUAAAUAACUUCAGUGUCUCAGAUGUUGGUGAUUACUAUUGUCAGGUCAUCAGUGGAGACAGAACACAACAGAUUACAGUAGGAGUGAGGAUAAAACCUGAAGUCCAGCCUGUGAGUCAGUCACCAACAUUUCAAGGUCAAAGUAAUCAGAUAAAACUGUUUGAGAUAGACAAAAUAUGGACUAAACAGGAGACUGACAAAAUGAAUGAAUCUGCUCUAAUGGCUGAGGAGCUUCAUGAUAUGUUAAUUAAGGCUUGCAAAGAAAAAGACCGACAGCUGAAAAGAGCUGAACAGGAGUUGAGAGAGACCAGAAAGAUGUUGGACAGACUCUUAAGACUCAACCCUCAUGCUCAGUUUUUGGACAAAGACAAAUCAAAUCCCAUUUAAUAGCUAAGAAAUGUGCCUAACAUUGAAAUUUCAGGUUGAGGCUUAAUGCCUCUUCUUAAAUUCAUGAGAGCUAUAACCAUCAAUAUUUCAGAUUAUUUUUUUCUCAAAUUAAGUAUACAUUAAUCAAGGCAUGUUAUUCUGAAGAAAAUUACAAUAACAAUGAAAUGACAAAGAAUUUACCUAAUUUGCCUUAUUUAAGACUUUACCUAAUGUUUGUUUUGUAACCUUGCACAAACUAAAAUAAAGCAACUUAAUAAAUGCUCAUUUAUAAAUAAGGCUUUAACACACACACACACACACACACACACACACACACACACACACACA